UAGUAUAAUAAACACUUGUAGAACAAGCCUUAAGAGCAAAAAAUGAUGAAUAAAAAAAAGAAGUCAAUUGUCUGUGUGGUUUUCAGGGCCGAUGUCCCCCUUUGUUCUCACAUUGGGGAAGAUAUCAAGAGAAUUGUCUGGAAAUGAAGCUGGGAGGAUAUCAAGAGAAGUGUUUAAGGUGGAAAAAUGAAGAACUGUGAAGAGCACACUUUGCAAUGAGAGAAGUUCACGGAGCCAUUGCAUGAUUAUCCUGGAUGUCCCAUCUGUGGGAGGAAGAUUAAUGCUUGUGGACAUGGCUGGAUCUGAAAACAUAGAAGCUGCAGGACAAACAGGAUUUGAAGCCAAAAUGCAGACAGCAAAAAUCAAUCAAGGGAACACUGCUUUGAAGCGAGUGGUUGAGUCUAUUGCUAAUGGUGAUUCCCAUGUUCCAUUCAGGGACAGCAAACUCACAAUGCUACUACAGGAUUCAUUCGAGGAUGACAAAUCAAAAAUCCUGAUGAUUCUGUGUGCUAGUCCUGACGCAAAGGAACUGCACAAGACAGUUUCUACUUUGGAAUAUGGUGCUAAGGCAAAGUGUAUUGUCCGUGUUGCUCAUGCCGCAACACCUAGGGACAAAAUGAGCUCCGAGGAGUCAUCUGUAGAGGAGAACUGGCUGAAAGUAACAUCUAAAGCGAUUGUUGGAACUCUUUGGAGUAGCGUUCUAACAAGCGAGUCGGAGCAGAUCGCCCGCACACACCGUCGCAUGGCGCGUUUCGAGCGUUCAGGCAGACAAGGAAGGUUAAUGCGAGAGCUAAUCAACCUAUCCGUCUCGUGGUCGUGGCCCGCCGCGCGUGCAGCAGCGCACAUCACCUUCGGGUUUCUUCUGUCGGUGGUCUGCUUGGCUCCCAAGUCCCACACAGUCGAGGUUGCUCUCCGUGGGGUCGAAUCCGGCAAACCCAUCGCCCAUUCGCCCCGGGCCCCUGAUCAGCAGAAUUCCACCGAUGUGGUGUCUGGAGAGAGAUAG
Molecule: messenger RNA, 1003 nt
Organism: Zea mays
Lineage: Eukaryota; Viridiplantae; Streptophyta; Magnoliopsida; Poales; Poaceae
Product: kinesin-like protein KIN-10A
Exons: 5
Coding region: 242-1003 (253 amino acids)
Biological process (GO): microtubule-based movement
Cellular component (GO): microtubule; kinesin complex
Molecular function (GO): ATP hydrolysis activity; microtubule binding; microtubule motor activity
Source: RefSeq, a predicted model, not a curated record